AUGGAAAGAGAGCCUAUAACAGUAGCCGUGAAUACAACAGUCUAUAAAGGCCAAUCAAAAUCUCCAUUUGAACUUGUUUUCCGUUACAAACCAAAUUAUAAACAACAGGUCAAUAAUUUAAUCAUUGAAUGGAUGAAUAAAAAUCGAAUAGUCGAGUACAGUAGUGAGAUCGUCAGCAUCACAGAUUCUAAUUUCCCACUACAUAUUCACGCAAACGAAGUUACAGUAAUGCCAAGUGAGAAUAACAGCAAUUCUACAAUAACCGUGAACUCCAUGCUUGUCGAUACAUUUCAAACUGUCGCUGAGCCAUCCACAGUAACACACAAGCCAACAUCAAAAACAUUAGCAAUUAGGUUCAAUCUUUCGAGCGAAAUAACUAACAUAGUAGAGCAAUUAUUAUGCAACAUAACACCAUCUAAAAUUACUUUAUCCACAAAAGCAUUAGCGGCUCAGGACAUUGAACUAAUUAGUAAUGCAUUAAAGGUAAAUCAAAAUCUAACUCAACUGCACUUGAGUGAUCACAGAAGUGCUGAAAAUGGUGUUCCAGCAUUAAGUGAUGCAUUAAAAGUAAAUCAAAGUCUAACUCAACUGCACUUGAGUGAUAACAGAAUUGGUCAAAAUAGUGUUCGAGCAUUAAGUGAUGCAUUAAAAGUAAAUCAAAGUCUAACUCAACUUGAUUUGAGUUGGAACAGAAUUGGUGAUAAUGGUGUUCGAGCAUUAAGCGAUACAUUAAAAGCAAAUCAAAGUCUAACUCAACUUGAUUUGAGCAGUAACAGAAUUGGUGAUAAUGGUGUUCGAGCAUUAAGUGAUGCAUUAAAAGUAAACCAAAGUCUAACUGAACUGCAGUUCAGUUUUAACAGAAUUGGUAAAAUUGGUGCUCAAAUAUUAAGUGAUGCAUUAAAAGUAAAUCAAAGUCUAACUCUGCUUGAUUUGAGUAGUAACAGAAUUGGUGAUAAUGCUGUUCGAGCAUUAAGUGAUGCAUUAAAAGUAAAUCAGAGUUUAACUCGACUUAGUUUGACUUAUAAGGAAAUUGGUGAUAAUGGUGCUGAAACAUUAAGUGAUGCAUUAAAAGUAAAUCAAAGUCUAACUCAUCUUGCUUUGACUUUUAACAGAAUUGGUGAUAAUGCUGUUCGAGCAUUAAGUGAUGCAUUAAAAGUAAAUCAGAGUCUAACUCAACUUAAUCUAAGUUUUAACGAAAUUGGUGAUAAUGAUGCUCAAACAUUAAGUGGUGCAUUAAAAAUAAAUCAAAGUCUAACUCACCUCGCUUUGAGUUUUAAGAGAAUUGGUGAUAAUGGUGUUCGAGCAUUAAGUGAUGCAUUAAAAGCAAAUCAGAGUCUAACGCGUCUUAGUUUGACUUAUAAGAAAAUUGGUGAUAAUGGUGCUCAAACAUUAAGUGAUGCAUUAAAAAUAAAUCAAAGUCUAACUCACCUUGGUUUGACUAUGAGCACAAUUGGUGAUAAUGGUGCUGGAGCAUUAAGUGAUGCAUUAAAAGCAAAUCAAAGUCUAACUCACCUUGGUUUGGUUAGUAGCGGAAUUGGUGAUAAUGGUGUUCGAGCAUUAAGUGAUGCAUUAAAAGUAAAUCAGAGUCUAACUCAGCUUGAUUUGAGUAGUAACAGCAUUGGUGAUAAUGGUGCUCGAGCAUUAAGUGAUGCAUUAAAAGCAAAUCAGAGUCUAACACUACUUGAUUUGUGUUUUAACGAAAUUGGUGAUAAUGGUACUCAAACAUUAAGUGAUGCAUUGAAAGUAAAUCAGAGUCUAACUCACCUUGGUUUGAUUAGUAGCAGAAUUGGUGAUAAUGGUGCUGAAGCAUUAAGUGAUGCAUUAAAAGUAAAUCAGCGUCUAGCUCAACUGCAGUUGAGUAGUAACAUAAUUGGUGAUAAUGGUGUUCGAGCAUUAAGUGAUGCAUUAAAAGUAAAUCAGAGUCUAACUCAACUUGAUUUGAGUAGGAAUAUAUUUGGUGAUCAAGCGAAAUAA
Messenger RNA from Didymodactylos carnosus, 1974 nucleotides. Lineage: Eukaryota; Metazoa; Rotifera; Eurotatoria; Philodinida; Philodinidae. The record is from the annotation of a GenBank genome assembly.